Notothenia coriiceps (black rockcod) is the source of this 1433-nucleotide messenger RNA. Its product is annotated as BAH and coiled-coil domain-containing protein 1-like. The transcript has 3 exons. The annotation marks the transcript as partial. The record is from RefSeq and is a predicted model, not a curated record. NCBI's taxonomy places the organism in Eukaryota, Metazoa, Chordata, Actinopteri, Perciformes, Nototheniidae.
AUGUGUUGGAGCAGUCAGGUCUGUGGCCCCCUGUGUACGGAGGCAGAGGCCCUCCCUCUCACCUGCAGCACCACCAAGUGUACUCCCGCUCCUCAUUCCUCCGUCAGCAGGAGCUCUACGCCCUGCAGCAUCAGCACCAGCAGCAGCAGAGAGCCAUGGAGCACAUGCAGCGACACUCAAUAGCACAGAGAAAACAAGAGGAGCAUGCUAUCACAAUAGAGGAAUCUCCCCAUGAAUCGUCUGCAUCCAGAACUCCUUCCUCUUCGUCCACUGCCUCCUCUCAUGUGGCCAAACCCUUCUCCCACACCCCCCCUCCACCCAAGACGCCCACCCCCUCCCCGGGGAUGUGUCCCAGCAGCCGCCAGUCUCCGUGCUACCACUCCCCGUCCCGGCGCUCUCACCCUCCGAACCCCCUGACCCCCGCACCGAGCCCUGCAGCGGCGGCGCCUCGCUCCCCCGCCCUAAGCCCCGCCCCCUCACACCUCUCUAAGGGGCUGGAGAGGGGCAGUGACCGAGGAGAGGGACAGCCACCGCAGGACUACCCACAAUCCCUAGAGCCAGACCUACCACCUGUUUACACCUACCCUCCGAUCACCAUGGGUUACAAGGCCGGACCCUCGCCUCCGGAAGCUCGAUUGGCCCAACAAGCCACAGUGGAGGCGGAGCCGGCAGAGCCCCACUCCAAGCCCCGCCCACAUCCGUUCCACAUCACCGUAGAAGAGGAGAGGGGGGAAGAAGAAGAAGAAGAUAGAGACUGUGAAGUUGUGGAAUCCCGGAGUACAGUUGUGAUCGAGGAGAAGGAAGUGAAAGGAUUCUCUGAGCCCAAGAGCGAGAUUUCUGGAUUGCCGCCAUGCCCUUCCCCAGCUCUGAUCCAAGACUCAGCUUGCCCCGCCACAGGCAAAACCCUAAAAGUAGAGCUCUCUCUGGGCUGCCCGGGCCAGAAGGCCGGCCUGGAGGAGCCCCAAAUAUCCAAAGAGCAGGAGGAUGAUAAUAAACAUGGAAUAGAGGACAUGGAGGGAGAAAAACUGGGGCCUGAACCAACAGAAUGUACUGUGUUUGUAGAGGAGAAGGUGGAGGACAAAGAAGGAGAGAAUGUAGAGGUGGUGGAGGAUGAGGAGGAGGAGAAGGAGAUUCCAGGCGAAAACUCAGUGGAAGUAAGGUGUGUUUCUCCUGGUCCUCCCCCCUCCUCUGACACCCUCCUCCCCCCCACCCCGGGCACAGCAGCCCAGACACAAGGCGCCUACAUGUGGAGCCUGGAGCUCCUGAUCGCUGCAACUCUGUGCGCCUCAAGAGAUGCCUUGUACCCUCCUGCUCCUGCUGUCAGGACCCCCAGCCCCCCCCCGCACCACGGCAUGGAGAUACUGGGAGAACUGGCUGAGCUGGAGAUCCAACAGAGGAGCAGAGAGAAAGACGCUGAGGGUGAGUUCAUCUGA